AUGAAGGCGGAGCUAAAUUUACCGGCGGGAUUCCGAUUUCAUCCGACGGACGAAGAGCUUGUUAAGUUUUAUCUUUGCCGGAGAUGUGCAUCGGAACCGAUUAACGUUCCGGUUAUCGCAGAGAUUGAUCUUUACAAAUUCAAUCCAUGGGAGCUUCCAGAAAUGGCUUUGUACGGAGAGAAAGAGUGGUAUUUCUUCUCACAUCGAGACCGGAAAUACCCAAACGGUUCACGACCAAACCGGGCAGCUGGAACGGGUUAUUGGAAAGCGACAGGAGCUGAUAAACCGAUUGGUAAACCGAAGACAUUAGGGAUUAAGAAAGCACUCGUCUUCUACGCAGGGAAAGCUCCCAAAGGGAUAAAAACGAAUUGGAUUAUGCACGAGUAUCGUCUCGCUAAUGUUGAUCGAUCUGCUUCUACGCACAAGAAGAACAAUUUACGACUUGAUGAUUGGGUUUUGUGUCGGAUUUACAAUAAGAAAGGAACAAUGGAGAAGUAUUAUCCGGCGGAUGAGAAAACGACGGCGAUGACUUCUACGUCGGACUCGAAAUGCUCAAGUCACGUGAUUUCGCCGGACGUCACGUGCUCCGAUCACUGGGAGGUUCAGAGCGAGCCCAAAUGGGUUGAUCUCGACGACGCCGCGUUUGACGUGUCCAUGUUUGGCUCCAUCGACUUAUUACAAAAUGACGCUUUUGUCCCUCAGUUUCCAUACGAGUCCGAUUUCGCCACACCGUUUCAAGACCCACCGGAGCAGAAACCGUUUGCGAAUUGGAGCUUUGCUCCUCAGGGGUAA
Messenger RNA from Arabis nemorensis, 792 nucleotides. NCBI's taxonomy places the organism in Eukaryota, Viridiplantae, Streptophyta, Magnoliopsida, Brassicales, Brassicaceae. The record is from the annotation of a GenBank genome assembly.